CUUGUUGUUCUUCUGUCACUCCAUGUUUACCUCUUGGUUCAAUCCUCCUCGCCACCAUCAAUACUCCUCGUCAUCGUCCUCUUCGUCGUCGUCACCUCGGCGGACAGUGGCAACCGUAAAGACGCAGCAUGUAGAGGUCAGUCCUUGCGACACUGGCACUCUCUAGACUGAGGUCUGGUCAAGAGCAGCCGCGCUGACUGCAGCUUGUCCAUCCUGCCACUCACAGAUCAUCGGUGGUAGCCAAUCACCCCUACCGCCCUUGCGACAGAGUCCUCGUUUGCCGGCGGAGCUCACCACUGAAAUCUUGGUGCUAGCAGCUGCCUUGCUCCAUGAGGCUCAUGGUCCUGCAUCUAGACGCGAUGUGCUGCGACUGGCGGGCGUAGACAAGAAUUCAUAUAGAGCCAUUAUGUCCCGUGUUGUCUUGCCAGCCCUAGACGUCUGCAAUGUACAGCGGAUCAAAGCCUUAUCAGGGGCGCUGGAGGGCAGUGUAGCUGGGUUGGCCGAUAUUUCCAGCUACCACACUAGACAGAUCUGCAUUACCAUCGAGGAUCCGGAUAGACGAACAGGUAAAGGCUCGACUCAUGGCUUCAGAGGAAGAAGCGGUCGUGCGUCUUUAUACGAUCACCUCUCACGGUUGCAAGACUUCGACAAAGAGGCAUGUGCGCCCAUUCGGUACAUACUUUCCAAGUGUGAGCGGCUCAUCUCGCUCCGCCUCGAGACGACGCCGGGAGUGCUGGUCACCAAGAGAAACGUCUUUGCCGCACCCAUGACAGACGAGCGGCUCACACCGGCUCUUGUAGACUCGCUGCAGCAAGUCAAGUGCAGUCUCGAAGAGCUCACAUGUCUCCUCAGCCCAUGGGGCGGAGCAGGGCUGGAAGACCUCUUCACCAAUCUGAUCAAGUCUCCCUCUCCCCCGCCGAACCAACCCUGGGGCAGGCUGACCCAUCUACAGAUCCAUGGCCCAGCGGGGUUUCGAAUCUCCCUUCCCACCUCAUCAGCAAUCGGAGCUCUCCCCUCCCUUACGCAUUUAGGGUUGGUCAUGCCAAACGUCGUGCGCGACGCAGGUAUGGGCGGGGAUGUCAAUUCUCCGCCAGCCGCACUGCAGCUCCUCGUCCUCCUUGCGGACAAGCUGCAGAGGCUCGUCGUUAUCGGACAUACCCUUGAGGGAUACCUGGGCUGGAGUGCUCUCUACAGAGCUUGGCUCAGGGCGCUCAGGCUGCCCCUCAAGGAAGACGAAAUGUCUGUCGAGGGCGAAAGGAUGGGCAGACCAACGCUGAGCGUUCAGCUGAUUACUGCUCAAGUCCGGACCGAGGCUGGUCACGCUCCAGAGCUCGUUGGCGGAGUACAGUCGCCUUCGAAUCAGCCACACCCCAACCAUUUCACCUCGUGGAUGAUCGCCAGAGGCAGGGAGGGCAGUCACUGGGACUGGUCACUCCCAUCACAGGAUGCUGUGAAGAGAAACAAGGCAGGUGGCGCUGAUCAAGCAUGGCAAGUGGAUUGGACCGUCGAGGAAUGGGACGUUCCCAUCGUUGAAGGCGUCGCCUUGAGCAGCACGCCGCCAUCGCGAGAUGCAGAUGACGAUGGCGCAAGGGGGCGAGGCGCGACGGGCGAAGAUGAGCUCAUGUUGACCGAAGAUAUGUCUCCUCCAGCCGAUGACGUGGUGUAUGGUAUAGACAAUCUCGAUUGAGCUAAUUGAUACAUAUACAACAAGAGAGUGUCUACGGAAUUCCUGCCAUGAAUAGUCCAGGUUUCUCCAUCUAGCCCUUCUUACGCCAGACGCCCUGUAUGA
Molecule: messenger RNA, 1789 nt
Organism: Microstroma glucosiphilum
Lineage: Eukaryota; Fungi; Basidiomycota; Exobasidiomycetes; Microstromatales; Microstromataceae
Exons: 1
Coding region: 407-1687 (426 amino acids)
Source: RefSeq, a predicted model, not a curated record